Messenger RNA from Anoplophora glabripennis (Asian longhorned beetle), 6146 nucleotides. RefSeq names its product neuroglian. Lineage: Eukaryota; Metazoa; Arthropoda; Insecta; Coleoptera; Cerambycidae. The transcript is spliced from 11 exons. Gene Ontology annotation, biological process: brain development; cell-cell adhesion. Gene Ontology annotation, molecular function: cell-cell adhesion mediator activity. The coding region runs from base 285 to 4055 and encodes 1256 amino acids. The record is from RefSeq and is a predicted model, not a curated record.
AUCACAACGCCUACGAAUAAAAAUAUUUUAUUAUGAAAACUUCUGUUAUACUAGCCUAAUGAACCGAUGAAACCAGAAACAAUUGGUGAUUUUAAAAAAGACAUUUGGCUAUGAAGUAAUUUUUAAAUUUUGUUCAAAACGAUUUACUUCGUACUAAAAUAUUCGAUAUUCGAUUAGUGACUAGUGUACCUACGAAACGAAACGACCGCACCUAUCUUUGUUGUGUACUGUGAAUAAGUGUGGAAUCGUUAUGAGUAGCCCCUCAUAUUAGUUCUAAAUAUUUGAUGCGGUCUAUUAGACGACAUAAAAUGAAAUAUUAUUUAGAUAAACCGGUUUUGUUAUUAUUACUAUCUAUUAGCUCGGCGUUAGCUAGAGAAGUUCCGUCACCCCCUUAUAUAGUUAAACAGCCGCCGACAGACGAAGUGCUAUUUCAAGUUGAAUCGAAUGGAGAAACAGAUAAACCGUUUUACAUAGAGUGUGAAGCUAUCGGGGAACCUGCUCCAAAAUACUAUUGGAUAAAGAAUGGUAAACCGUUUAUGUGGCAAACGUAUGACGAUCGAAUUUCUCAACAGACUGGGCGUGGUACACUUUCAAUAUCUAGGCCUUCAGAUGUAGAUCUCGGACAGUACCAGUGCUUCGCCGAAAACCAGUAUGGCACGGCAACAUCGAAUUCUGUAUUUAUGCGUAAAGCAGAACUGAACUCUUUCAAAAGUAGUCAACCAACAUCACUAUCAGGUCGGGAAGGUGAACCUUUCAAUUUAACAUGUCAACCACCUGAUGGAUGGCCCAAACCCAUUGUGAGCUGGAUAUAUUUCUACACAAAUGAUGCUAUGAAGACUAUCAACAGCUCUCGAAUGACUCUAGAUCCCGAAGGAAAUCUAUGGUUUUCUAAUCUUACUAAAGAAGACGCAACAAAUGAUUUUAUGUACGCUUGUGCAGCUGCAUCCCCUACAAAAUUCGAAUAUAAAUAUGGAAAUAGGGUACUGUUAAACGUUGAGUCUUCUGGAGUUUCGGCUUCCCAAAAUAAAUAUCCUCCCGUUCUUCAGUACGUUACUAGGAAAAAUGAGGUUGCAUAUAGAGGAAAAAGUGCCAAGUUAUACUGUAUUUUUGGAGGAACACCACUUCCCCAAACAGUUUGGUCGAAGGAUGGCAGGAUAGUCCAAUCUUCCGAUCGAAUAACUCAAGGAAAUUAUGGAAAAUCCUUGAUAAUAAAGAUUAUCGAUUUUGAAGAUGAAGGAACAUAUACAUGUGAAGUUAGUAAUGGUGUUGGCGAAGCCAAGUCGUAUUCAAUCAACCUGAAAGUAUACGCCGUUCCAUAUUUUAUUAAAGAGCCGGAACGUAUAAAUGCUGCAGAAGACGAAACUGUGGAAUUUGUUUGUGAAGCCGGUGGUGUCCCUGAACCGGAAAUCAAAUGGAUACACAAUGGUAAACCAAUAGCAGAAGCAUUUUCUAAUCCUAGGCGUAAGGUAUAUAAAAAUAAAAUCAUGAUAGAAAAACUGGCAAAGAACGAUACUGGAAAUUACGGUUGCAAUGCUACUAACAGUUUGGGUUAUGUCUACAAAGAUGUUUACGUUAAUGUAUUGGCUUUGCCUCCUGAAAUAACGGAAGCACCUAGAGAUACUCAGGCAGUAGAUAAUCAGAACGUAAACAUGACUUGUAAAGUAUUGGGAGCUCCAAAACCAAAUAUAAAAUGGAUGCUUAAUGGAAAGGAAUUAACUGGCGGACGAUAUCAAGUUCAGUCAAAUGGCGAUCUACUCAUAAAUUCGGUACAAUUUGACGAUAAAGGCAAUUAUACAUGCUAUGCUGAAAAUAAAUUUGGAAAUACUAGCGCCAGUGCCAAAUUAGACGUUAAAGCUCAUACCUACAUCACUGACGGUCCAGAAGACUAUGAAGUAGAAGCUAAAUCUAUUGCUACCUUUAGAUGUAACGCAGUUGCUGAUGAAUCGCUGAAUUUGGAAAUAUUCUGGUUGAAAAAUGACCAACUGAUUGACUUUGAAGGAGAACCAAGAUUUGUAAAAUCUACGGAUUACUCCUUAACUAUAACUAAAACAAAUGAACUGGAUUCUGGAACAUACACUUGCUUGGCUAAAACGGAAUUAGACGAAGCAUCUGCAAAGGCUCAGCUUACUGUUCAAGAUGUACCAAAUCCACCAAUGAUGAAAGGUGUUACAUGCCACGAGAAAGAUGCAACUAUUAAUUGGAUGCCAAUGGGAGAUAAUCGUGCCCCAAUCUUGUAUUACAUAAUACAGUACAAUACGAGUUUCAAUCCUGAAGAAUGGAAGGAUGUUUUCAAUCAUGUACCAUCCGUAGAUAUGACCUACAACGUACCGAUGAACCCUUGGGCCAAUUAUACAUUCCGUGUAAUUGCCGUCAAUAAAAUUGGCCCGUCGACCCCUUCUUCUCAUUCUGAUGUGUGUACGACAAACCCUGAGGUACCCCAUAAAAAUCCGGAUAACGUACAAGGCGAAGGCGACCGCCCUGAUAAUUUAGUGAUAUCUUGGACACGUAUCCCUCAAAUUGAACACAAUGGUCCGGGAUUCAAGUAUCGUGUUUACUGGAGACGAGAUAUCAUUGGAAAAGAUUACGAUGAACCAGAAGAAAUACAUGAUUAUAAUCAGGAUAAGUUGGUUAUCGAAAAUCAGCCGUCCUUCCAACAAUACAGAAUAAAAGUAGUUGCAGCCAAUGACCUCGGUGAUGCCAAUGUUGCUCCUCGGGAAGUGAUAGGUUAUUCGGGGGAAGACAAACCAGAAAAAGCACCAACUAAUUUCACAUUAAAAAAGCUGCAAGGCCCUACUACUGCAUUGUUAAGUUGGGAGCCUGUUCCCCAUGAAACGGUUAGAGGACAUUUUAAAGGAUACAAGGUAAGGACAUGGAGUGACAAUUCUCUAGUAGCCAAAGAAAUUCAAGUUCAAGGAGGCAAUUCCCAGGCUCUUGUUAGCAAUUUCGAUCCAUAUACGAAAAAUUAUGCUCAAGUUUACGUUUUCAAUGAAAAAUACAAUGGUCCACCAAGUGUAACUCUUACUUUCCAAACUCCAGAGGGAAUACCGGGAGAAAUGCAAGACUUAGAAGCUAUUCCACUGGGUUCAUCGGCGUUUAUGCUUAAGUGGGAAGAACCUGACAAACCAAAUGGUAUAUUAACCGGUUACAAUAUUUAUUACGCUCAGGUGGACAACAGUAUGAAAGUUUAUCAGCCAGUUCCCCGAAAUCCACAAAUUAGAGAUCCUACUAGAAAAAGGGCUAAACUUGCGGGUCUUCAGCCAGGUACAAAGUACCGCAUUUACAUUAGCGCUACAACCAGUGUUGGGGAAUCUAAAAGAUUUUUCAUCGAAAGGCAAACUAAACCUCCGGGAAGCUAUAAACCUUCGCCGCCACAUUUUGACUGGUACCUAAUAAAAGAUGGACUAUCCCCCUCCGUAAAAGUUCACUGGUUACCAAGCGAAGAUGGCGUACCAGGGUCCCACUUUUUAGUUAAAUAUAGAAAACAGGGAGAGACGAACUACUUGGAGACUGAACCCGAGUAUAAUGAAGACUUUCUAGAAGUUGCUGGGUUGGAAGCUGCAACGAAAUACGAUUUUAUUGUAACAUCUGUCGAUGAUAAAUAUUACGUUGACAGUGAAUCUCAGGAAGUUAGCACUUACGAUGUUGAUGGACCUAUCAUUAGACACAAAGAAAACGUGGCAACUGCGGGGUGGUUUAUCGGAAUGAUGCUUGCAAUCGCUUUCUUACUUCUGGUUCUUAUCAUAGUAUGCAUUUUCAAGAGGAACCGUGGUGGAAAGUAUGCCGUACACGAACGGGAACAAGCAAAUGGUAGACAUGACUAUCCUGACGAAGGGGGUUUCCACGAGUAUUCUCAACCGCUGGACAAUAAAUCGCAUGGCAGAGCUUCCAUGAGCAGUGAACCAAAGAUUGGCCCAGAAAGCGACACCGAUUCUAUGGCGGAGUACGGCGAUGGCGAUACUGAGGGUAUGAAUGAAGAUGGUUCUUUUAUCGGACAGUAUGGUCGAAAACGGGGUCAGGGUGAAACCACAUCUCAAGGAUUUGCGACAUUGGUUUAAUACGUCGCUUUACGGAGGAUGGAUCUUUCAUCGGGCAAUAUGUACCUAGUAACAUGAAGCAACUGGGCAACUCGGGAGCUACCCAAGGAGCAAACAAUAAUGCAAUGGCUACCUAUGUUUAGAUAAUUCAUGUGAAAUAGCUUUCAAUGUUGUGUAUAUCUCUGAUAAACUUUAUUUCAAGAAUACUAAUUCCAAAAUAAUUGUUAUUAACAUAUUUGCCAUUUAAAGAUGUGUUCUUUUUGUUUGCUUAAAAGUGAUCUUGUAGUUAAAUUCGUCCAUAUCAGUUUUAAGUAAGUUCUGUUGUUCAUAAUCGAAAUGAAUUUGAAGGUAUAUAAUAGAUGGUAAUAUAUUUUGUUGUUUAUUUCUUUUAAAAGUACAGUUAGGAAACUGUAUCUUUAAAAUGAAACUGUGUUUGUUAAGUGCUAACGGGACUUUAUUGUUUAUGUAUAUUAUUACGAUAAGUUUAUCAAAUAGAUUAUGCUUAUUUCAGUGACUAAUGAGAGUUUGACUUUCCGUAAGCCACUGAAACUUUGUACUCAAAUAUGCAUAUUAUUAUCUUAAGAUAUUCGUAAAGCAUAAUCUAAAUGCUUUUAAAAUAUUUAGGUGAAACUCGACCUCAAAGUGAAUAUAGGUUUAGGCAUUCAAAGAUAUUUGUAACUAAUUCAUUUUAGGGCAUUAAAGAAUAAACCGUUUUACCAACUUAUUGAGUUAGAUAGACAUCAGAAAUAUAAAAAAAUGCAGCAAAAUGAAUUUGUUAUUGGAAGUUUGAUUGAUAUUUUUAUAUAUUUUUAUUAUUGACACUGCCUUAUUUAUCGGUAAAUAUUUCGUAAUUAGGGGUAUUAUUUUUAUUGAUGUUGCUACCACUUUAGGCACGGUACUAUUAAAUAAAUAAUCAAAAUUUAAUAUAUAAGAUUCUUCUGUAGACGACGUGCAGACCAAAAAAUUUAGUUUUACAUAAACUUAUACAGGGUGCCUCAGUUUCUAAUUAACAAAUAUUAACAGAAUCAAAGCUGCUACACCUUCACUUAAACAAAUGUUUAUGUUUUUAAAUUUUAUGACAAAUUACUGAUUUAUAUUGAAGAACAAGAUUUAUUACUUGUUUAUAACAUAUUAAGAGAUUUUAAAAUUUAUUAUGCUAUUUGUUAAAUGUUUAAUACCGAAACUAUUAAUUUAAACUGAAUUGUAGGUAACAACAACUUUAAAAUCGUAUGUAAAUAAUAAUUUAGCAGUACCAACAUAUUUUCAUUUCUGUGUGGUACGUGAAAAUUAUGUACCCAGGUAGAAACACUAUUUGAGACUGAAAAGUAAAAUCUAUUUAAUGGAAAGGGCCCAUUAACUUCUGAAUUAUUAUUUUGUUUAAUGAAAUCAAGACAUGUAACAGAGUCAAAAAAGAAGUUGUGAAUUUUUACCUGGAUGUGGAAAUCUCUAUACACCAAUAGUGAGGUGGUUGUUCCACACUUUUUCUGGCUCGGUCAAUUGAAAUUAAGAUAAUUUGCUGCUUAAAAUUAUGGCGGUGCUAAUAUUACUAUUAAUUUGUUGCGUGUUUCUAGUUAUGUUUCACGUAACAUGUUGGAUGAAUUUUUUGAUUUUAGAGUUAAGAACUAAUUCCAGCUUAUACUUUUUAUAUAUUAGGUAGACUGGCUUUCGUAAGUGUAAAGUAUAUAUUUUGUAAGCACCAUGUAUUAUUUUUAUAUAUACCUACCUAGGUGUACGUAUUGAUUGAUUGGCAGGAUUUUUGCUUUGCACUGUUGUAUAUUAGGUAAGAUUUUUCAAUAUAUUUAUAUUUAUUAAAUAUAACUGCUUUGCUAGUUAUUCACAAAAAUAAUUAGAUUAUUUUUUUAUUGUACAAAUAAAGUAAGUCUAAAAUCUAUGAGCAGCUUAAUAUGUAUCAUAACAAUUUUGUAUUUAGUUCGUUAACAUAUAAUUUGGUAAAAAAGUUUUUCUUAAAUAAUUAUCCUUAGUUUCAAACAUGGCAUCCUAUAUUUUGAGUAACUUCUUUUUUACCAUAUUGUAGAUGACUUUAGUUGUAGAUUUUUUUAUACAGAAAAUGGUUUACAUAAUAUAUUGUCAUAAUUUUUGCACAAUAAAAAU